UGUUAGAGUUCUUGCCCCUGAGGCCCUUAGAUGUAGAACACUGUGUUUACACUGCCUCUUCAGUUUCUGUGGCCUUGCGCUGACCAUCACUUCACUGUCCGUACACAGGAAGCCUCUGUUGGUCCAUAGUCCGAGCUGCUUCGUUGUCCACACGACGCUGGAUCGCAGACGAAACAAAGAACGAAGGGAGGACGAAACGCGGACAGGGUUGGGAGGAGCAAUGAACAGUGCACUUACAUUGGUAGAAGAAACAGCAAACUCAGCAUCAAGCAGACGACGUGUUACGCAGCAUAGGCAUGACGUCAGGCGGUGCUACAGUCAGUGAAAAAGACCUCGACCUUUACCCCGUGAACCAGAUAAAAAUAGCCUGGAAUAUGACGUCAGAAGUCGUCUGCUGUCAGCCUGUCUAAUGCCGGUGCGUGCCCAGCGCUGAGAGAAAACACAGAAACAUGGCUGACACGCGAUAGUCAGGGCGGAUCCCUAAGAUGGAUGGGACUCAAUACCAUCUCACCUUUCUCGCUUCUAUCUUAAGUCGGAAAAAGUUCGUCACUUACUCAUAGGAAAGACUGCUGCUGAGUUCAAGGACAACAACACUGACCUUAGUGUUGUGCAGAGAUUGAUUUCACGACCUCGAGUUUCGUACAUUCUGUUGUGUGGUAUGGUUAUGGAGUUCUGGAUCGUGACUGUCAACUCUGUCGGCCUCAUUCCUCUGCUGUAUAUCGUGGGCGCCCCCUGCAACAUUCUGUGCAUCGCGGUCUUCUACCGACUGGGACUGCGCGACCGAAUCAACGUCUGUCUCUUCGCCCUGGCCUUGGUCGACCUCCUCACCAUCACAAUCAUCUUUCUCCAGUCCGUGGAAGAAGGGUACAGAAAACUCAUCGCCUGCACCAACUUUAUCAUUCGAUAUCUUGUGGGUCUGACAGGAUUCACAUGGGCCUCGCAGUUCGUGUCGACCGUGAUCACGUGUGAGCGGUGUUUCUGCGUGGUCAGCCCCUUCAAGGCACAAAGAUACCUCAAGACCUCCACCAUGGCCGCCAUCAUCGCUGUCGUCUGCUUCAUCCUCGUGGGCGGAAUGUGCGCUGUGGCUGGUCACAAGUAUGUCAGUCUUUGCACGAAGGGACCAGCAAUCAGUGACAGCGGGAAGUCGACAUACUUCACUGAAUACUACCUGGACAACAAGAGAAUCUUGGAUAUCAUCGACAUCUUCAUCUACGCUACGGCUUUCCCAAUCAUCAUCCUCGUCAUCAACGUGAUUGCCACGGCAGUGACGACGGUCAAGGUGCGGCAUGCAGCGGCGUGGCGGCUGCACAGCGCCAACAACAACCUCACGCCGCCGCACGGCCCCACAGGCGCAGGUCAAGUCAGGCCACUCUGUCAAGGAAGUGGCCCUCACCAAGAUGCUCAUCGUCACUUCCCUCCUCUUCAUCGUCUGUCUGACUCCCAACGUCAUGGUGCAGAUCGCCAUCUUCCUCGUCAAAGACCUCAGCUACGACGGCAAGUACGCCAACAUGACCUCCGUCCUGUGGACCGCCAUUUCCUUCCUGCGCAUGAUCAACUCCUCGCUCAACUUCUUUGUGUACCUCAAGAUGGGCUCCAGGUUCAGGGAGACAGUGUAUAAGCUGAUUCCGUGCCGAGGUUCAGGACAAACCUAGUUAAACUGCAAUAAACUGUCUUUGUAUACAUUUGUAACUGUGCCUAUCUCUGCUUUUGUUUUUCUGUACCGUGAUAUACUUGUCUCUCUCUUUCUGAGUCGCUCUCUAUGCACCUUGACUCUGUGCCAUUAUGAAAGGGAUGAAGGCAGCUAGGGAGAACUGGAUGGAGAGCCAAUGCCGGGACAGAGAGGAUGGAAUGACACGAGGGACAGCAAGAAAGCCUAUCAACUGCUAAAGACCCUCGCUAAGACAGAUCAGCACAAGAUCUCAGCC
This is a messenger RNA of Pomacea canaliculata, 1925 nucleotides long. RefSeq lists its product as uncharacterized. The transcript has 4 exons. Bases 659 to 1618 code for a protein of 319 amino acids. NCBI's taxonomy places the organism in Eukaryota, Metazoa, Mollusca, Gastropoda, Architaenioglossa, Ampullariidae. Gene Ontology annotation, molecular function: G protein-coupled peptide receptor activity. Gene Ontology annotation, biological process: neuropeptide signaling pathway. The record is from RefSeq and is a predicted model, not a curated record.